Phytophthora infestans T30-4 is the source of this 792-nucleotide messenger RNA. RefSeq lists its product as uncharacterized. Lineage: Eukaryota; Oomycota; Peronosporomycetes; Peronosporales; Peronosporaceae. Gene Ontology annotation, molecular function: phosphatidylinositol binding. The record is from RefSeq and is a predicted model, not a curated record. The coding region runs from base 1 to 792 and encodes 263 amino acids. The transcript has a single exon.
AUGGCUAGCGACAAGCGUCCGAUUCUCUCCGGCAAGCGCAUCCGCAACCGCAGGAAACGCGCCGCGCUGCGCGCCGCCAACCGAUCCAACGCAUCUCCAACACCCGAGUGCGACAGUGACGAUGACGCUAAGCAGAAGCAGCAAGAGCAGCACUAUGGGUCCCGCGACGACUCCACCAGCAGCGACAAGACCGCGUCGCAGAGCGAAAACGAGGAGGGGAUUGACCCCAGCCUCGUAUUCGUGUGCCGCCCCACGAUGCCUGACUUCUGCACCGUUUUCCAACCGCGAGGCGAGGAUCCGAAGUCCAACCGCUCGUGUGCAAGUGCAGCAGACUGUAAGACAUUUACUGUGCAUGUCCCGACAUUCCAGGAGACGUGUGAGGGUUACGUUACCUACACACUGGAACUUAUAACAUGUGACGCCCAACGCCAAACUUUCCAGGUCGAACGUCGCUUUUCCGAGUUUGUUGCGUGCGCGGUCGAGAUUAACAAGCAACUUGCCAGCGGCUUUGCUGCUCGCUGCUGCGCGUUACUGGAAGAUGAGGAGAGCAAGGUAGAGGACGCUGAGAAAUUCCAAUGGGAGCUACCGGCGAAAACCUGGUUCCGAAUGACGCAGACGCAUGCCCUCGAGGAGCGUCGAGCAGAGCUCCAGCGGUCUUUGGAGACGCUGUUGCUACAGCAAAAUCGUCGAAUGUGCAACCUGCCGGUCAUUCGUGACUUCCUCAUGCUUGACAUCUUUGGCGUGCAGGUGGCAGAACACAAGAAUCUUGAGGCCGCUGCGCAUUUCGAAUGA